GCAGGGCGCCGCUGCGCAUGCGCGGAGGGCGGAGCGGCGUGCGGUCGCGGGCGAGGCCAUGGGGACGGUGCACGCGCGGAGUUUGGAGCCUCUUCCCGCGAGCGGUCCUGAUUUCGGUGCUAUAGGUGAAGAAGCAGAACUCGUGGAGGUUGAACCGGAAACUAAGCAAGAAAUUCUUGAAAAUAAGGAUGUUGUGGUUCAGCAUGUACACUUCGAUGGGCUUGGAAGGACUAAAGAUGAUAUCAUCAUGUAUGAAAUCGGGGAAGUUUUCAAAGCUAAAAACCUGAUUGACGUGAUGAGGAAAUCACAUGAAGCUCGUGAAAAGCUCCUCCGCCUGGGAAUUUUUAGACAAGUAGAUGUCCUAAUUGAUACAUGUCAAGGCGAUGAGGCUCUUCCAAAUGGGUUAGAUGUAACCUUUGAAGUAACAGAACUGAGAAGAUUAACUGGAAGUUACAACACCAUGGUUGGCAAUAACGAAGGAAGCAUGGUCCUUGGACUCAAACUGCCUAAUAUCUUUGGGCGUGCUGAGAAGGUGACGUUCCAGUUCUCCUACGGCACCAAGGAAACUUCAUAUGGUCUCUCUUUCUUCAAACCCCAGCCUGGUCACUUUGAAAGAAACUUUUCUUUCAAUCUGUACAAAGUAACUGGACAAUUUCCUUGGAGUUCCCUUCGUGAAACUGACAGAGGAAUAUCAACCGAAGUCAAUUUUCCUAUAUGGAAGACCAACCACACACUAAAAUGGGAAGGUGUCUGGAGAGAACUGGGCUGUCUUUCAAGAACUGCCUCAUUUUCUGUUCGAGAAGAAAGUGGACACUCGCUCAAGUCUUCUGUAUCUCAUGCCAUGGUAAUUGAUUCUCGAAACUCUUCAAUCUUGCCUAAACGAGGAGCUUUGCUGAAGAUAAAUCAGGAGCUUGCUGGAUAUACUGGUGGUGAUGUGAGUUUUCUGAAGGAGGACUUUGAACUUCAGUUAAACAAGCGCCUCAUAUGGGAUUCGGUUUUCUCAGCUUCUCUCUGGGGCGGAAUGUUGGUUCCUAUAGGAGACCGAGCAUCUAGUAUUGCAGACAGAUUUUAUCUUGGUGGACCCACAAGUGUGCGCGGAUUCAGUAUGUACAGCAUCGGGCCUCAAAGCGAAGGCGAUUACCUUGGAGGAGAAGCUUACUGGGCUGGGGGUCUGCAUCUCUAUACGCCUCUUCCUUUCCGGCCAGGCCGAGGUGGUUUCGGAGAUCUCUUUCGAACACACUUUUUCCUCAAUGCUGGCAAUCUCUGCAACCUUAAUUAUGGAGAAGGACCAAAAGCGCACCUUCGUAAGCUGGCCGAGUGCAUCCGGUGGUCGUAUGGUGGUGGCAUAGUGCUGAGGCUUGGAAACAUCGCUCGACUAGAACUCAACUACUGUAUCCCCAUGGGAGUACAAACCGGGGAUAGAAUAUGUGAUGGAGUCCAAUUUGGAGCUGGGAUAAGAUUCCUGUAACAUCCGUGUCCUUUGGCAGUGUUGGCCCCAAAGGAGCUGCUGAGUUCAGCUAGGCUAUGGUGAUAUCCUAGAUACAUUUUUGUUGAAGUAUAAUUAUGUAUGAAGGAUUAACUUCAAUAAAAAAUGGAAAAAGUA
Messenger RNA from Python bivittatus (Burmese python), 1603 nucleotides. RefSeq names its product SAMM50 sorting and assembly machinery component (gene SAMM50). Gene Ontology annotation, cellular component: outer membrane. Gene Ontology annotation, biological process: mitochondrial respiratory chain complex assembly; protein insertion into mitochondrial outer membrane. NCBI's taxonomy places the organism in Eukaryota, Metazoa, Chordata, Lepidosauria, Squamata, Pythonidae. The record is from RefSeq and is a predicted model, not a curated record.